Molecule: messenger RNA, 4111 nt
Organism: Brienomyrus brachyistius
Lineage: Eukaryota; Metazoa; Chordata; Actinopteri; Osteoglossiformes; Mormyridae
Product: NACHT, LRR and PYD domains-containing protein 12-like
Exons: 10
Coding region: 187-3195 (1002 amino acids)
Molecular function (GO): protein binding
Source: RefSeq, a predicted model, not a curated record
GUAGACACCGGGCUGUCUGAUAUGCUGAGGGGGAGCAGUGAUGACGGACGUCUCCUGAAGUCCACUGUCAUCUCUACAGUCUUGUGCGUGUUCAGCUCCAGGUUGUGCUGACUGCACCAGAGUACCAGCCGCUCCACUUCCUGCCGAGGCCCCAGCAGGAAUCAUCUGGUCUGGAUCAGCAUAGAAAUGGAUGGAUCUGCUUCUGAAAUGCGCCCCUCUGUGGGAUGUAACAGAAAGAGCCCUGAGAGUGUCCUGAUGGAGAGAGCAGACUCCCCUGUACCCAGCUGUGUUUCCAUGAAGAGUGACAGGUCAAUGGAGCCCCCACUCGCCUUCAGAGAGGGACCUUUUCCUACAGAUCAAAGAGACCAAAUGGAAGAUUGCAGUUCAGAUCUACAUGAUAAAUCGGGUUUAUCAUCCAUAUUGAAGUCACUAGAGGAAAAAGCCAUUAAGUUCCUAAAGGAGGAACUGAAGACAUUUGUGAGGUACCUAGAUCAGAAUUACCCAGAAUGCUCUGAGCCUCAGCUGGAGGAGGACAAUGACCUGGACAGUGAUGGUCAGAUGCAGAAGACCAGUGUUAGAGAGGUAGCUCUGAAGAUAACACUGUACAUCCUGAGGACCAUGAAGCAAGAUGAUCUUGCUGACCUGCUGGACAAGAGACAGCUCAUGCUGCAACAUCAGCAGGAAAUCAAAUGUAAACUUAAGAAGCAAUUUGAGUGUGUAUUUGAAGGGAAAGCUAAGGAAGGACAGCCAACACUUCUCAGUGAGAUUUACACAGAACUCUACAUAACUGAAGGCGGAACUGGAGCAGUCAAUGAUGAACAUGAAGUGAGACAGAUUGAAACAGCAUCCAAGAAAAGGCGAACAGAAGAUACUACAGUCAAGUGCAAUGAUAUAUUUAAACCCUUAUGUGGGCGUGAGACACCUAUCAGAACUGUACUCACUAAAGGGGUGGCAGGUAUCGGGAAAACAGUCUCUGUGCAGAAAUUUAUUCUCGACUGGGCAGAAGGAAAAGCAAACCAGGAUGUUCACUUCAUAUUUGCUCUUCCUUUCCGGGACCUGAAUUUGAUUAAGGGUGAAUACAGUCUGAUUGAACUGCUUCACCACUUUGUCCCAGAACUGAAAUCAUUUCAAUCCACUGACCUGUUUAGCUCCAAAGUCUUGUUCAUCUUUGAUGGUCUGGAUGAGUGUCGCCUUCCUCUAGAUUUUCAGAACAAUGAGAGCUGGUUUGAUGUAACAGAGAAAACGUCCCUGGAUGUGCUAUUGACUAACCUCAUUAAGGGGAAUCUGCUCCCAUUCGCUCUCCUCUGGAUAACCUCCCGGCCAGCAGCAGCCAAUCAGAUACCUGCUAAGUGUGUCCACCAGGUGACAGAGAUACGAGGGUUCAGUGAUUCCCAGAAGGAGGAGUAUUUCAAGAAGAGAUUUGAUGAUCAGAGCCUGGCCAGCAGGAUUAUCACACAUGUGAAAUCAUCAAGGAGCCUCUUCAUCAUGUGCCACAUACCUGUGUUCUGCUGGAUUUCAGCCACUGUGCUUAAGAGGCUUUUUAGUGAGAUUGACAGGGGAGAAAUUCCAAGGACUCUGACUGAAAUGUACACACACUUCCUGAUCUUUCAGACAAGUGUAAAAAAUGACAAGUAUAUGAAAAACCAUGAAACUAAGCUUAAAGAAUACAGCAAGGAAUUCCUUUUAAAACUUGGUAAACUGGCUUUUGACAACCUUGAGAAAGGCAAUCUCAUAUUUUAUGAGCAAGAUCUGACAGAGAAUGGCAUUGAUGUCAGUGAAGCUUCAGUUUACUCUGGAGUGUGCACAGAAGUCUUUAAAGAGGAGUAUGGGUUGUACCAGGAGAAGGUGUACUGCUUUGUGCAUCUGAGCAUCCAGGAGUAUCUCGCUGCUUUAUAUGUGUUUCUGUCAAACUCAUCAGCUGACCUGCUGAAGGCUGCAGUGGAUCAGGCAUUAGAGAGCAAGAAUGGACACUUGGACCUCUACCUCCGCUUCCUCCUGGGCCUCUCAACAGAAUCCAGUAAGAAUCUGUUACAAAGGCUGCUGGGGCCGACAAGAAUCACCUCACAUAUCAUUAUGGAUACAGCCCAGUACAUCAAGGGGAAAAUAAAGGAGAAUUUAUCUCCAGAAAGGACCAUCAAUCUGUUCCACUGUCUGACUGAAUUGGGUGACAAUUCUCUAGUAGAGGAAGUACAAAGAUACCUGAAUUCAGGAAACAUUUCAGCAGAUGACCUCUCACCUGCACAGUACUCAGCUCUGGCCUUUGUGAUGCUGAUGUCAGAUGAGGAGCUGGAUGUGUUUGACCUGAAGAAAUACAUCAGACGAGAUAAACAGCACUGCAGGCUGCUGCCUGUGGUCAAGAACUCCAAGACGGCUCUGCUGAACAGCCAUGAUCUCAUAGAUAAACACUGUGAAGUGCUGUCUUCAGCUCUAAGAUCAAACUCUUCCCCCCUGAGAGAGCUGGACCUGAGUGACAAUAACCUGAAGGAUUCAGGAGUGAAGCUGCUCUCUGCUGCACUGGAGGAUUUACACUGCAUACUGGAGAUACUGAGGCUGUCAGGCUGUAGAGUCACAGAAGAAGGCUGUUCUUCCCUGGCUUCAGCUCUGAAGUUAAACCCCUCACACCUGAGAGAGCUGGAUCUGAGCUACAAUCACCCAGGAGACUCAGGAGUGAAGCUGCUCUCUGCUCUACUGGAGGAUCCCAGCUGUAAACUGGAGAAGCUGAAUGUGGAUCACGGUGGAAAGUGCAGGACCAGACCAGGCUUACAGAAAUACUCCUGCCAGCUGACGCUGGACCCCAACACAGCAAACAGACUCCUGUCUCUGUCAGAGGGGAACAGGAAGGUGACAGGGGGGGCAGAGCAGCCAUAUCCUGAUCAUCCAGAGAGAUUUGACAGCCGCCUCCAAGUUCUGUGGAGAGAGAGUCUGACUGGCCGCUGUUACUGGGAGGCUGAGUGGAGUGGAGAUGCAGCCUGGAUAGGAGUCACUUAUAAAGGGAUCAGGAGGAAAGGAGAGAGUGACUGUGGGCUUGGAUACAAUGACAAAUCAUGGAGUCUGUACUGUGAUACUGACAGAUACUCUGUCCGGCGCAAUAAUAAACAGACUCUCAUACCCAUAAAGCCCUCAGGCUCCCGCAGAGUAGGAGUGUAUCUGGACUGGGGGGGCUGGUGCUCUGUCCUUCUACAGAGUCUCCUCUGAUGGACUGACCCCCCUGCACAGAUUCACCUCCUCAUUCACUGAGUCCCUCUAUCCAGGGUUUUGGGUUUAUAGAAACUCCUCAGUGUCACUGUGACGUGUUGCUGGUUCUCCUGGCAAAAAGGUGAAAUCUCUGCUUUUUAACCUUUAUAAUCAUUUUUACUCUGAAAUGUACAGAACUGUGCAAAAGUCUUAGGCAGACAAAGAAAAUGAUGUUUAAAUUAUCCUCCUGUUGGUGUAAAACUAUGAUAUGAUGCCUGUCAAAGUGUGUCAGCUUCGCCAUUUCAGAACCUCUGCUAAAAUCAUCCUAGUAUUUGCAGCGACCGUCCAGUGCAGCCAUGUAUUUUUUGACUUGACCACUAACACACCUCAUACAGCUAGUCAAUCUCUCACUGACUUUUAAAACCAAUAUAUUUAAUUAUUUAAUUGAGCUGUUGGUGAAAUUUAACAAAAUCAUGGAACGGCUUGAGGUGCCGCUGAGGAGAAGAUUGGGAACUGAAGCGGUGUUCAUCUAGCCAUCCAACUAGAUAUCAGUAACUUUUUAGGAAACAGAAGAAAUUAUUACUAGUUUUUAUUGUGUUACUCUUAUUUUGUCUAAUGUUAAAUUGUGUUUUUUGUUCUAAGCCAAAGUGCACUUGCUACCCAGAUAAACAGCUUUAAACAUUUCUUUGGACUGCCUAAGACUUUUGCACAGUACUGUGUGUUUGACAAAAAAUAAAUGACUGUGUUUAGUGAGCUGAAUAACAUCAAAAAUAUAGUUUAAUAGUUUUUUUAUUUGACUAAAAUGUAAUUAAAUGUAAUCCUGAUUGGGGGGGGCUAUCCCCUUCUCCUGUAUAUGUACAUUUUAUAUAUUAUAUAUUUAUGUCCAUUUACUGUAUUCCCUCCCUGUACAAUGACAAUAAAGGCUUUCUGUUCUGUC